ACAGCUGUUUCAAGAAACUCAGCUGUGCAACGCCUGUCGGAUUUUUGGUUUGUUUUGCCGGUUAGCAAAAUUGCAUACUUGCAAGUAUUUUUCUUCAAAUCCGUAAAUUUGUGUAAACAUAUACAUACGUAUUUGCAAAACAAAUAAUGAUUACUUCCGCGAUAUAUUUUGUAUCAUUGUUGCUUGUGUUACCCAAAACACACAGCUGCAGCCAAUCGCCGCCGAAACCCAUUGUUGGCAUGCAGUUAAGUGAUUCUGGGAUGCAUCGCGAACUUUUCUACUCGGUGCAAUUUGCCAAUACGCUAACCAAUAAAAAAUGUGAGUACGUGCUGGAUCAACUGCUACCCGCCGGUGUCUACAUUAAUGUUGAUCAAUUGGAUGAUCUAAAGCGUUUACAGAAAUUAAAUGCAAUCUAUCCGCCAUUCAUAGAUAUUGAAUCGCCAACGGAGAAGUCAAAGUCGUUUACUGUUUUACUAAAAGGUAUUCCGCACCCAACGGACCGUAUUAAAUUGCCUUUACAUUAUCGUUACCACGCGCCCAGCAAAAACCACAAUAAGUUCGCUACUGUUGAGAUACCCAUUCCGAAAUUAUAUAUAAAAUGCGAUACGAAUGACGGCGCUUCUAUUGAUGAAUUACUGGAGACAGCAUCUAAAUACCAAUUUUGCCUUAACAAAGGUAGCAUUAAGUUCGUAACGCAACUAAGCGAAAAUGAGAGCAGUUCGGUUCCCACGACUAACCUUGAAGUCUACGAAAAUUGUGGUUGGUAUUUAAUUGACGUACAUUACCAACUUAAAUCGGAUUUGCGUGCUGACGUACCUAUAGGAAAUGAAAAGGCGUUUUCACCGGUGUUAUAUGUCACAAUCGUCAUAAGUUGGGUUAUAUCUUUAUGGACAGUGUUCCGCACACAUUCCAUUCCUCGACGCAUUAAUUAUAAAUUAGAAGAGCAGCGAAUAUUGCAAAAUAAAAUCAAGUAAUCUUUUAUUAAUAUUUAUGAACAUACAAUAAGUGUACAACUAUCAUUUUGUUCUAAAUAUUCCUUUUUCUUUAUUUAAAAGAG
This is a messenger RNA of Anastrepha obliqua, 1057 nucleotides long. RefSeq lists its product as uncharacterized. The transcript has 4 exons. The record is from RefSeq and is a predicted model, not a curated record. Gene Ontology annotation, biological process: GPI anchor biosynthetic process. Gene Ontology annotation, cellular component: endoplasmic reticulum membrane. NCBI's taxonomy places the organism in Eukaryota, Metazoa, Arthropoda, Insecta, Diptera, Tephritidae. The coding region runs from base 147 to 974 and encodes 275 amino acids.